GUAAAACUCCUGUGUGUCAGUAUAUAAUAUCUGACAGCUUUGGACAGCAUCCAUGUGACCUUUAUGCAAGUUAUUUGCUAUAGUGGCAUCUGCUUAAGACGCCUUGGAUCACGUUGCAGCACAGAAAUCAUUAGCAUCAUCUCUAAAGCAAAUGACACAUCAAAAGGUACUAUGAAAAUCUAAACUUUCAAUCUAAGUCGUUUUUAUAUUGAAAAUAGGUCCAGGUUCCAGUAAAGCCGACUAUAUUCAACCAUUAAUUACCUAAAGCUUGGUCACGUCCCCCUUACCCCAUCCUCACAUGUCAUAUUGGUGAGGUUGGCACUUUUUAGUUCCCUGGAGCAGAAAGGGUCCUGUGACCUAUAAAGGCCCCCAACCCCAACCGUCUCCAAGUCAGUGUCCUCUUUUGAAUUCUCGGUUAAAGAUUACCACCUAGAGCCCUUCUCUCAUAAAGAUUAACCCUGAUCUCUCAAUGAAACUAGCUGAUGGAAGGGAUUCCUUGUUGAGCAUUUAGAACAUGAAGAUGUUCUAUGUUCUGCAACCAAAAGCCAAUAUGCUGAAGUCCCUCAUAUGCAGAGAAGUCAGUGGCACUAAUGCCGUAGCAAGGCAUCCAUUUCUUCCCUCCCCAUUGGCACCUUUCUCUCUCCAUUCGCACCUUCAACAAAGGAGGUGGACAAAUUACAUAAACACUUAGUAAAAUUAGCUAUAACGCCAGCAUAAGAACGUAAUCUAAUGACAUUCACUCUAAAAGCACAAAGAGCUAAUCUUGCAUAGACAUAUUUGGCCAUAUGUCUUAUUCAAACACUAGCACACCACUUCUGAACUUGCGUAGGUCCUCUUUCACAAUGACAACUAGCUCCACGGGGAUCGAUACAGACAUAACGCUCAGGUCACCGGGCCUCAAAUGGGAGUUUAAUUGUAAUCUGGAGAUCUUUAGUAGAGGGCUAUCUGCGUGGGUGUAAAACCAAGCCCACUUGCUCCACCAGUCGCCCAGUGAGCAGUGCAAAAACCCCUUUUAUCACGCAAAGAUUGGAGGCAGAGGCCUCGCAUCCACACUGGUCUCGCUCACUAAGUCCGUGGUGUUGAAAAUCUCAUGUCAUCCGGCAGAAUGGGAGAGAAAAUAAGAUGUAUCAUGUCUCUCCUCGUUUAGAACAAUUUGUCGCUUGCCAUUUGGGAUGCCAGUCGUUAGAUCUCAUUGCAUUUCUAGGUAGCGGAAUUCGGCGAAUGGACUCGAUAAAAACUACAUCCUCCCAGAGAUUGGGAGAAAAAUAUAAUUUUUGGGGUGGGGGGUGCCAUGCAAAAUGGGGCAAAAUUCAGAGAAGCAACCAAUCCGGCAAAGGUGAAGGAAAAUAUAUUUCUCCGUCGUUUUGGAGGCAUCAAACAAGGGGGGAAGUGUAGCCACAAUUCUAUCAAAACCAGAGUAUGUUGACGUACGCGCAUCACGUGAGCGCAUGAUACCGGGGCAUUAUUUUGGAUUUGGAAAGGACCUUAUUGUUGCUUGCUGGCUGUGUUUUCGCCCAGUCACUAACUCUGCUGUUAACAACUGCCUGGUAAUUACACAACAAAUGGGAUUUCGGCGUUUCGCUGACUUCUAGAAGCCCAUGCGGCCUCUUUGAAAGCCUUGGACAGCAAGGCCCGGAUUAAUACAUAAAUAUAAUACAUUAAGAGAGGACUGCAAAGUAGACUUCUUCAGUUGAUUGAUCAUUAAUCUGUUCCCUCAAGCCUUCAGGAAGCUAUAUUCUUGCAUACAAUUCAGUUAUAAGAAACAACAUAAUCCCGGUCAGCUUCCAAGAGUCCUUUGGAAAGAGACCGUCACGUGACAUCUGGUGCCAAUGUUCUUCCAGAAGGUCGUCAGGACCCUGGUAGCCGGUAACUCCACUUUUGGAAAUGCAGAAAACGACCUACUACGACAACUCGACGCUUUUCGGAGGUUACUCGUACCAAGGGGCCAACGGCUUYGGCUAUGAUGCUCCUCAACCGGCCUUCCAGUCCGCGGCUCASCUCGAAGGCGACUACCAGAGGUCCGCYUGCUCGCUGCAGUCCCUCGGUGGCAACAGCGCUCCUCCCCAGCAGCAUGCCAAGACGAAAGAGCUGAAUGGCAGCUGCAUGCGGCCCAGCCUGCCACCUGAACACCAACCACCMCCCCAGGUGUCCCCUCCSGUCAWCCCMGCCAACGCCACCAGCAGCAGUGCCACCGCCACCAGCAGCAGUGCCACCGCGCAGCAGCCGGGAGGCAGCGGUGGGGCCGCCAAAUCAGCGCCCAAGACGUACACUCUGUCCACCAACCCCACCCUUAACAAGCAGAUCUUCCCCUGGAUGAAAGAGUCGAGGCAGAAUACUAAGCAAAAAAACAGCUCGCCAAGUGCAAGUUCAGCUAACGCGGAGAGCAGCGGAGGUGAAAAAAGCCCCCCGGGUUCCGCAGCCUCAAAGAGAGCGCGCACCGCGUACACGAGCGCGCAGCUGGUGGAGCUAGAAAAGGAGUUCCAUUUCAACCGUUACCUGUGUAGGCCUCGCCGCGUGGAAAUGGCCAACUUGCUCAACCUCAGCGAGCGCCAGAUCAAGAUUUGGUUCCAGAACCGGCGUAUGAAGUACAAAAAGGAUCAGAAAUGUAAAGGGCUGGGCUCGUCAUCAGGGGGGCCCUCUCCAACCGGAAGCCCACCCCUACCCAUGCAGUCCUCAGCUGGCUUCAUGAACUCCAUGCAUUCMAUGGCAGGCAACUACGACGCCCCCUCCCCGMCAUCUUUUAACAAGUCCCAUCAAAACGCMUAUGCCAUGUCCUCAGCCUACCAAAACCCCAUGAAAARCUGCCCCUCCCAACAGAAGUAUGCCAACACAGCACCAGAAUACGACCCGCACGGGCUACAGGGUAACAGUGGCAACUAUGGRACUCCCAACAUGCAGGGCAGCCCCGUGUAUGUGGGAGGAAACUACGUGGAGUCGAUGCCCACCUCUGGGCCUUCCAUGUACGGCCUCAAUCAUCUACCACACCACCAGGCUGGGAACAUGGACUACAACGGUGCYACGCAGAUGUCAGCAAGCCAACACCACGGACCGUGCGACCCCCACCCGACAUACACAGAGCUGGCAGCCCACCAUCCUUCUCAGGGUAGAAUCCAGGAAGCUCCCAAGUUAACUCAUCUGUAGUAGCAGGUUUGGGGAAAAAACUAAAUGACAACUACAAAUAACUAACCCAUGGGACGCUGCAAUGGGGUUGAAAAAAAAUAUGAUCCAGUGGUUUCUUGCCAUGGCCAAAAAAGUAUUGUCUGUUGUCUUUAUCAUUGUGCGUAUUAGUAACAUUCACUUGAAUUGCGUUUUGGUUAACGUUUUAUUUCCUUGAAUAUGGAGCUCUCCCUCGAAAACAAGUAAUGAAAUAGUAAUAGUUGGGUUUAAUGGAACAGCUAACACGGUAGGGGGUUUAUUACUGUCAGACCUUUUUGACUCGGCGAAACACAUGUUAUGUCAACGUGGAUUUAUGUUUAGCCUGCGUCCUUGCAGUCAGCACAAAUGGCUAAGCUUGACUGACGUCAAUAUGCAUUCUUCAAUUGGUGCAAGCAAACCACUGGAUUGUUUUCGAUUACUUCCCUUAUUCAUAUUACCUCUCUUUGGAAAUGUCUCACUAACCCACUGUGCAGUGACAUUUUUUUUUUUUUAACAUGUCCUCGCCAAACAUUGUGGCUUCAAGGGAAGAGCUCCUUCAGCAUCGCGCAGACGCAUCGUAAGCCUACACCCCCCACUUAUGGUGUUUAGGUUCACAUUGCUAUGCUAUGCUAGCUAACGUCCAUAAACAAUCACAAACACACGCGCGAGGACAUUAAAUUGAUAUUUGUUACGUUGUUAUAUCAUCAUCACAGGGUAAAAAGGAGUUGAGAACUCUUUUGACAACUAUGAUAGGCUCACCCCCCCCCCCCACCACUCUCUCUCCCUUUUCUCUAUCGCUCCCUGCUCUCGCUCUCCCAACUCUCUAUCACUCUCUCUCGUUCAAUCUAUAGGGUUCACUUACAUUAGCCAAGACUAAUGCGAAAGGCUCACAAUUUCUCAUGUCUUGACUUAACGUGGAAACAGGGUAUAUUUGAACAAAAUGCAUGUCAGGGAACCAAGCUGAAGUGUAGGUUUACACUAAUGCUUUCUCGUCUGGGCAUCAUUGUUGCACUUAGAGUUUACAUUUUGAUGGUUAAGGGAAAAAAUACAUCUUAUUUUGGAAACGGAAGACGUCCAAUCAGCGUCUUUCUCAAUGUAUGUUCAAGUGAACAUUCAUAAAUAUAUAUUUAUUUGUUAUAGCCAGUUUAAAUACUUUCUUUUUGUAUUAUUUAUCCCCCAUGUAUUUAUAUCAAGAAAAAAUGUAAUUUUUUAGUAUUUACCUGUUAUAAAGACGUUGUGUUCUUGUCAUUGUAACGAAUACAUUUUAGUUAUUGUAUUUUAGAAAUAAAUAGUUUUAUGUUACCCUUGUACGUAAAUAAUGUCUUGACUUGUACAGGGGUCAGCGAGGACGGAAUCAGACCGUUCCUGCAUAGUCGAGAAUUAGACGAAAUAUAGCUGAACACUUUUGGAGAACUUCCUUUGUCCUUUGUAGCUCCUUUUAUUUCAUUGUUAAGAGUUGUCUGUUGAACAAUUCUUUAAUAAAAUGUUAUGUUAUUCAGUU
Messenger RNA from Salvelinus sp. IW2-2015, 4636 nucleotides. Its product is annotated as homeobox protein Hox-B3a. The record is from RefSeq and is a predicted model, not a curated record. Gene Ontology annotation, molecular function: RNA polymerase II cis-regulatory region sequence-specific DNA binding; DNA-binding transcription factor activity, RNA polymerase II-specific. Gene Ontology annotation, biological process: embryonic skeletal system morphogenesis; anterior/posterior pattern specification; regulation of transcription by RNA polymerase II. Gene Ontology annotation, cellular component: nucleus. Lineage: Eukaryota; Metazoa; Chordata; Actinopteri; Salmoniformes; Salmonidae.